Molecule: messenger RNA, 1112 nt
Organism: Triticum aestivum (bread wheat)
Lineage: Eukaryota; Viridiplantae; Streptophyta; Magnoliopsida; Poales; Poaceae
Exons: 7
Coding region: 30-896 (288 amino acids)
Source: RefSeq, a predicted model, not a curated record
UGCAUCGAUCUCUUCGCUGCGUGGCCACCAUGUCUUCCUCCGCCGUCCGGCCGUGUUUCCUUUGCCUCCACGCUCCCGCUUCGUCCUCCGGCCUCCUCCCGACCAGCCGUCGGCAUCGCAGCAGCGCCCUGCCGCCGGCACAUGGGCGUAACAACCGGAAGCCCGUCGGCCACGCGAUCGUCUGCAGCCAGGCCGGCGCCGGCGAUGGUCACGCCAUGACGAUCAAAAUCAACCCCCGGGGUCGAGCGGAGAAGGAUUAUGAGUUCCGUGAAGAAGGAGACAGAAUUGAGGAGUACUUCAGGAAGUUUUCUAAUGCCGGCACAUUGCACAUGGGGUUAGCAACAAUAUUUCGAGGUUAUAUUUGCAGGAUCGCUAAAAAUUCUGUGAGGCUGGCUUCUAUUGUCAUGGGUAAGCCAGGCAUAAUUUCUGAAGAUGCACGUCUCACCACACUGAUGACUCCAAGAAAGGGAGAAAAGAUGGCUCUUGGGGUGUAUGUGCGCAACUUUGUCAGUACAGCCGAGGAUGCGUACAAUGAUAAGGUCACUGAGGAAACUAUUGUUACCUUUCUUGGUGCUCUUCAAGGUGUGGCAGCAAUGAGCUACUUCAUGGCCCAAGACACCCUUGCAAAUAUUGGUGAUGAUGAAGCUAGUUCACUGGACUGCGGUCCAGAUUCUGUUUUCAAUAGACCUUGGUUGGAGUACAUGAGGAAAACAGACAAUCUGAGACGUGAAUUCAAGACGGCUCCGCCACAAGACCCGGACGGGAUUGUGAUGAAUACGGUGACUGAAGCAAUGAAACUCACGGAGUCCUUUGUUAGAUUGAUGACUGUUCGUCGCAGAACUGCGCUACUAGGCCUUAUCCCAACUGUCACCACAGGCUCGGCGGCAGCAGUUUGAUGGCAAACCAUAUCUAUGCUUCAGAAAGAGAGUCACAAGUUCCUUGGAAGAUUAAUUGCAAGUCUGAAUCGGAUCAAGUCCACUUUAGUUUACCCAUAUGCAAUACAUGCAACUUUGUAUAAUAUUAAUACAGUUUUCAUGCGACAGUUCAGGUAGACAAUAUAUGGAAGACAGACUAGUGAUCUCACAGUUAAUCCAAAUUCCAAAUAUAUAUAA